AUGAAGUUUGGAGGGAGAUUUUCGUUUCCCCAGGAUGAAGAUCUUCGGUUUGCGAAUGCUUGGGUACCAGUGACCCCAGAGAAGGCAAUUUCAGUGAAGCCUCAUCCGAUCCUUGCCAACCCGUAUGCAAACAACCCGCAAGGAGCAAAUUGGCAGCAACAACAGCAAGAACCAACUGGAAUUUCAAGUGAUCGUGUACAAAUGGGGGCUACUUACAAUGGGAUCACUCAAACAGUUAGCCCAAUUGAACAGCAGCAUGCAAAUGGAGGGCGUUAUGGUUACUCUUAUGAUGUAAGUCAGGCUGAGAAAACCGAAAUGGUUGAUCUCAUCACAGGCUCCUACAGCCCAGGCUCCUUCACAGAAUUGCUUUGUAGCGGCAGCUCAAGUUGGAACAACGAUCCAAUGACACAUCUGCUUCAUGAUCAGGCAGCUUAUGUUGCCUCUGAAAACAGGAACCUGAGCACAAGUGCAGACAUAGCAGCAAACACAGCUCUAAUUCCUAAGUUUCAACCUCAUUUGAGCAACCUAGGAAACAGCUCAGGCAGUUUCUUGCUGGCCAAUCAAAAUUUCAGCAAUGGUUCAUAUCUUUCAAGUAUCGUGAUGGGCAGGUCCUUGGCUAUGGAUUUUCCUUCUCAAGUUGACAACAGUCAGAGAUAUUCCAACUCAGUUCAUUGGCUAUAUAGCAACCAAAACCCCUGCUCAAGUUCAAACCCUUUGAAUAAUGGCGCUAGCUCAUCCCAGAUAUGCCAGUAUGGUUUUCCCGUACCAUUCCUACCAAGCUAUGAUCUAAUAAACUCUCUACCAAGAACAGAAGCCGAUGCUGCCAUAUCUGCUGCCAGCCAACUCCAAUUCACAACAAAUCAGGCCAAGACUUUGGAGAUCGACGAGCUUUCUACAAUACUGAAAUCCUUCACAAGUGAAAGUGCUAGUAAGGAAAAAGGCAAGCAGGUGAAAUUAGUUUUGUCUAUAGGAGAUGAAGCAGUUCAAAAACAUAGUGACGGCCUCUUGGAGAACAUUGUGGAGUCAUCAUCUGCAGCCAUUUCUACACUAUACAUGGAAACGAAAGAUUAUGGCAGGGAAGGUGACAGAGGGAUUGAUCUAAACAAGACACCACAGCAGAAAACACCCAAGCGAAAAAAACACAGGGCCAAGGUAGUCAGAGAAGGCAAGCCCAAAAGGACACCACAGCAUGCAACUCCAAAUAUUAAUACAGUGUCUAACGAGAGCAGACCAGCAAAGAGGAAGUAUGUAAGAAAGAAUGUCCAAAAGGAAUCCCCAUGUCAACUGUCGCAUGUUCCAAGGGAGACAAUAGACCCUAAUGCUGGAAAAGUUGCAAAGUCAUGCACGAGAGUUCUACGUUUUGGUUCUCAAAAGUCCAUGGAUGAAAACCCAUGCAAAGCAGUUGGUCAGCAAGAGGAGAUGAAACAAGGGAACAAGAGAACUUUUGAUUUGAAUAUUGAUUGUAAAGGGAUACAUAUGGGCACUGGAACUGACCAGGUUUUUAGAACAAAUGCGGCUGAGCGAAUCGGCAUACAGAAUGAGCUGAUGGUAGAAAACCAGAUACCAGGAACUAUGAGAAACCCAACCCCUUCCAUGACCCAUAUUCUAAAUAACUAUCCACUCCAGCCCGAAAAGCAACCAUCUGCAGCAGCACUUGCUACAACUAAAGACGUGCGUAUGGAAAAUUUGACUGUCAUACGGAGACAAGUAGAAAAUGGGAAUUUGGAUUUAUGCCAGAGAAGAUGUAGAGAUGGAUACACUCCCAUGCAGCAACAAAGAGAUGAUCAAAGAAUAGGCCAUGAUGUCAUUUGCGCAAAAACUAACGGUGAAAACCUUCAGAGUACUGGAGAAAGUAUCAAGCUUGGCAGCUGUCAAUCAGUAGUAAAACUUCUCUCCAUUCCAAGUGAAGCCAGGGGAUCCAAGAGGGGAUAUUCUGGAACUAUUGAGCACACGCAUCUUUCCACCAAUCAUCCACCUAGUUCAUUGUCGUGCCAAGAGAUAUUUCAAUUGGAUCGCUAUCAGAGAAAUAGUUGCACUUGCGGCAAAAAAUUUCCAGAGAGUCAUAAGAAACAGAAAUCUGAUAACGGAUACUUGAGCAUCUAUGAUAUGUCUUCUAAAGUUUCGCCCGUUGAGGAGUGCCUGGGAAAAGUUGAGAAAAAAGGGGAAAAUAGUGUCAGCUCAAUUGGGUUUGCAUCAAAGCUGAAUUCUACAUUAUUGAGUUAUUCCAUUGAAAGUAGCAGAAAGAUAGAGGGACAGAACAAAGGACUCAACGAGUUUACCAGUGAGAGGUACACUCACUCCAUGGCUUCUGGGCAUAGUUUUCUGAAUCAGCAGAACUCAUCCAAAUCACAUUCAUGCCAAGAAUUCGCUCAAGUUCAUAGCUUGUCUGCCCAUUCCUCGAUUGAAACAUGUAACCAGCUUGCCUCAUCACCUUCCAGAAAAUCCUUUCAACAAGGAAACAGGCAGGCAUUUCGAACUCGCCAUGAUAAUACAACCGGAAAGAGGCAGACUGUGUUAACAGGAAAGAAGGAGGAGACUGUAUCGCAAUCGGUUUCAUCAGGUACAGAACAAGUCCUGCAAGAAUGGGAUGCCUUGUAUGAUAAUCAGAAAACUUCUCCACAAGCAAUAUGGUUUCCAAUAAGGACAAGAUAUACCAUAUCAAUAGAUGACAUCACAAGUCAAUUUAAUGGCCUGAACCUCAAUGGAAGCUGCAGCAAAUCUAUAGAGCAUGAGAAAAAUGUACUUGUCCCAUACAAUGCACCUGGCAAAGUUGUUCCCCAUGACGGGACUCUUAAGAAACGUAAGCCACGUCUUAAAGUAGAGCUUGACCGAGAAACAAAUAAGAUGUGGAAUCUCUUGAUGGGCAAGGAAGGAAGCGUAGGCAUUGAAGAAACUGAUGAGGAAAAGAAGUAUUGGGAAGAGGAAAGAAAGGUUUUCCGAGGACGAGUUGACUCAGUCAUUGCACGCAUGCACCUUGUUCAAGGAGACAGAGGUUUUUCUAAAUGGAAAGGAUCAGUUGUUGACUCAGUGAUUGGAGUUUUUCUUACUCAGAAUGUUUCAGACCAUCUAUCAAGCUCUGCAUUCAUGUCCUUAGCAGAAAAAUUUCCGCUCAAGUCGAGCAAUUGCCAAGCUCAAGACAAGGUUGGGAUGAACUUGUUGGUUAAAGCACCUCAAGUUCGCAUGACAAGUCCACAGGAUGGCACCAGAUGGCAUGAAGAAGUAUCAAGUCAACCAAUCUAUAACAGAAUUUUUGUGGCACUCCAUGAACCUGCAGAAAAUCAGAGAGGCAGUGAGACAUCAGGGAUGGAAAUGAACUUAGUGGAGGCACAUAGCCAGUAUUUGGAGGAAGAAUUUGCAGCAUCUCAAGAUUCUUUUCAGUCCUCAGUCACUCAAGCUGCUAUAGGAAUCCGAUCCUACUCGGUGCCCAACUCAGAAGCAGAAUAUUCCAUCAUUGAGUGCCAACCCAACAAGAUUCAUAUGCCUAUUUCAACGAAUCAAGAGAUGGAGAAAGCGACCACAUUUCAGGAAUUUUACCAAGUAAAUGGAAGUUCAGUAUUAACUGAUGGAUCCAAUAAUGGGUAUAUAGAAUAUGGAAAGCUAAAGACAAGAUCAGACAGAAUCGAUGACCUCAACGGAACUUCUUCGUUCACCAACCUACUCAAUCUUCACAACAGAAAAAUGCAAGUACCAUUUGCUUCUUCCAGCAACAAUCAGUUGUAUAUGUACCCGGAUUUUGGAGAACCAGAUCCAUGUGGAUUUGGAACUUUCAGUCAGGAAAGCAUAUCGUCUUGGCCUCCAACUGCUUCCACGUUCAACAUUGAAAAUGGCGAAAAGUGCGGAAGCUUCAGAAAUGAAGAGCUGUCAGGAAGUGUUGUUAAUGCCUCUGUGCAACAUAAUAUUUUGUGGGUUUCUCAAAAUAAUUAUCAACCAAGUUCAAGCAAUGGAUGCAAUCAUCCUUCCUACUACAGUCAUCAAUGUGAAGGGAACCAAACAUUCCAAUUACAAAACAAGUCAGUGAGAGAGACUCCAAAAUAUACUGAACUUCUGGGAAAGAAGAGUGGCAUGCACCAUGCUCGAAAUGUCAGUGAGCUUAAUAAAAAAUCUGUCAAUGUCGUCGAUAGGAUCUCUGUUGUGAAUAAGAAAAUACACAUGGGAAAUCAGUCAGCUAAAUCAAAUUUAAAGGAGCAACUACAUUCCCAUGGCCACCCACAUAUCGGGACAAGUACAAAGAUUUCAAAAGGAAGAAAAGGAAAGGCCGUGCGCAAGGAACAGAAUGGAGUUGACUGGGACAUGUUGAGAAAGCAGGUGGAGGGCAACGGUAGGAAAAAGGAAAGAAAUGAAGACACAAUGGACUCACUGGACUAUGAAGCAGUUAGAAAUGCUGAUGUGAUUGAAAUUUCUGAUGCGAUCAGGAAGCGAGGGAUGAACAAAAUGCUAUCUGAUAGAAUCCAGGGAUUCCUGAACCGACUGGUUAGAGACCAUGGAAGCAUUGAUCUGGAAUGGUUAAGAGAUGUUCCACCAGACAAAGCGAAGGAUUAUUUAUUAAGCAUACAAGGAUUGGGCUUGAAAAGUGUGGAGUGCGUCCGGCUCUUAACCCUGCACCACGUUGCUUUCCCGGUUGACACAAAUGUUGGAAGGAUAGCAGUACGACUAGGAUGGGUUCCCAUCCAGCCACUACCUGAAUCACUUCAGCUACACCUAGUGGAACUGUACCCAGUGUUGGAGUCAAUGCAAAAGUAUCUGUGGCCAAGACUAUGCAAGCUUGAUCAACUAACCCUGUAUGAGCUGCACUACCAGUUGAUUACAUUCGGAAAGGUUUUCUGCACAAAGAGUAAACCAAAUUGCAAUGCAUGUCCAAUGAGAGGAGAGUGCAGACACUUUGCAAGCGCUUUUGCAAGUGCAAGACUUGCCCUGCCAGGGCCAGAAGAGAAGAGCAUUGUCAGUUCAAGUUCUUCAAUUGCAGCCGAGACAAAUCCUACUGUAGGUGUUACUCCCAUGUCACGGCUUCCACCCGAAAACAAAUCGCUUCAGAAAGUAGGUACUGAAAUUAACAAGUGCGAACCAAUCAUAGAAGAACCAGCAACGCCAGAACAAGAGUUCACGGAGCUGUCACAAAGUGACAUUGAGGACUUUCCAUAUGAGGAUCCUGACGAGAUUCCUACCAUCAAACUCAGCGUUAAAGAGCUCAACUCAACAAUAAAAUACGAUUUGCAAGGGAACGGGGAGCUCCGAGAAUGCUACACAUCCAAGGCUUUAGUUUGUUUGAACCCAGAUGCUGCUUAUAUCCCUGGCCCCGAGCUAAAGUUUGCCACUCGACUACGAACAGAGCACCAAGUGUAUGUGCUACCAGAUUCACAUCCACUCUUGGAACGGAUGGACAAACGGGAACUAGAUGACCCAACCCCAUAUCUUCUUGCUAUAUGGGCACCAGGUCAAACUUCGAAUUCAGUUCCACAACCAGAAAGCAGGUGUGGCUCCCAGGACAAAAAUAAAUUGUGCAAUGAGGAGACAUGCUUUUCAUGCAAUACUAAAAGGGAAGAAAAUUCGCAAACAGUCAGAGGCACAAUUUUGAUACCUUGUAGAACAGCAAUGAGAGGGAGUUUUCCGCUCAAUGGAACAUACUUUCAAGUUAAUGAGGUGUUCGCUGAUCAUGAUUCUAGCUACAAUCCAAUUGAUGUUCCAAGGCAGUGGAUAUGGAAUUUGCCAAGACGGACCGCAUACUUUGGAGCUUCUGUAAUGUCAAUAUUUAGAGGUCUAUCAACAGUGGGAAUUCAAUACUGCUUUUGGAAAGGAUAUGUUUGUGUGAGGGGAUUUGACCGGAAAACAAGAGGACCAAGACACAUAAAUCCCACAUUACACAUGACCGCAAGUGAGUUGACCAAGACUAAAAAGGAAGAAAAAAGAUAA
Prunus dulcis (almond) is the source of this 5907-nucleotide messenger RNA. Its product is annotated as transcriptional activator DEMETER-like. The transcript is spliced from 20 exons. The coding region runs from base 1 to 5907 and encodes 1968 amino acids. The record is from RefSeq and is a predicted model, not a curated record. Lineage: Eukaryota; Viridiplantae; Streptophyta; Magnoliopsida; Rosales; Rosaceae. Gene Ontology annotation, biological process: base-excision repair. Gene Ontology annotation, molecular function: DNA N-glycosylase activity; DNA demethylase activity; 4 iron, 4 sulfur cluster binding.